Jaminaea rosea is the source of this 1030-nucleotide messenger RNA. RefSeq lists its product as hypothetical. The record is from RefSeq and is a predicted model, not a curated record. The transcript has a single exon. NCBI's taxonomy places the organism in Eukaryota, Fungi, Basidiomycota, Exobasidiomycetes, Microstromatales. Bases 56 to 952 code for a protein of 298 amino acids.
CACAGCGUCGUCGAUAGUCGCCUCAUUCUCUCUUUUUCUGGCCUACCUCGCCAUCAUGCCGCUCAACUCAAUCACCUAUCUUACAACGCAAGGUUGGGAGGGAACUGGCGUACCACUUGAUGGAGCUGGGGGCAAUGGACUCAAAAAGCCCCUCGCUAUCCCAAUGAAGCGAGGCCUCAAGGGUCUGGGAAAGGAGAGAGACAGGGCAGUGGAAUGGUGGGAUUGCCUCUUCGAGGCAAGCGCAAAGACGCUCAAGAUUGGAGGCGCGCCAUCUACAUCAUCGACAGCACCGUCGUCAUCCAUAUCGACACCCGCUGUAACGGCGCCGUCCUCACCUGCCCCCCUCCCGGUCCUCAGCCCAGCCAUGCCUUCGUCGUCCAAGAUGUCUUUUGAGGCGUUGGCAAAGAGAGAGCAUGCCAGGAGAGUCCUCCUCAGCAGCUUCGUAAAGGGAAGAGCAGACCCUUCGAGACCAACUCCGCCUCGCAAGGCUAUGCAAGAGACUAGCAAGGCAGUAGUAGAAAAGAGCAUCAGCAUGGGCGAAGCAGCGAGCGAACCCAAGUCAUCAAAGGAGAGCAAGGAGGAGAGGAAGCGCAAAAAGGCUGCAGCCAAAGCGGCUGAAAAGGGAGACGAGGAGGUACUGAAGUCGAAGAAGCGAAAGAGUGAGGACAAAGAGGAGAGACGGCGCAGAAGAGAGGAGCGUAGAGCUGCAAAGGCGGCGGCGGCGGCAGCAGCAGCGUUAGCUGGCAAGGCAUCAGAGGCAAAGGGAAUCAAGAAGGCGCACAAGUCCAAUGGGGACAAGAAGACAAAGCGAAAGAGCAGCAAGAAGACCAAGUCUUCGAAGGCUUCCGAUGUCGAAAGGGAUCUCAAGAAGUCAGCGAGGAGAGAGGAUAAGAAGCGAGCCCGAGCUGCUAAGGCGGCAGCGGCAGCAGCGGCAGCAGCGACAGCAUCAUGAGAAGCGACGGAGAGAUGAGUUGAUAUCUGUGUGUAAUUAUACAAUGACGAAUCCAUGACGACGACAGCGAAGCAGGGU